Vitrella brassicaformis is the source of this 957-nucleotide messenger RNA. The record is from the annotation of a GenBank genome assembly. NCBI's taxonomy places the organism in Eukaryota, Vitrellaceae.
CCAGAAUGACGACAGAGAAGGACAUGCGUGACAUGCGUGCCCUCUUUGAGUGGGACAAGACAAGGGGAACCGACACCAUGUCCGUAUCCAGUGCCAAGUAUGUGCGUAUGUGUAUGGAAGGCAGCACAGCAGAAACCAUCCACCCACUCAUCGUUGUUGUCUGUCUGUCUGUCUGUCUGUCUGUGUGGAUGUCUCCAGCAUGUGUGCACGGCUGUUGGGCUUCGAUGUCACCUUUGACCAUGAGGCCGGGUUCGAAACCUUUGUGGCCAAACUACGCAGACACGCACGACGAAGAGACCGCCUUUCCCUCUCCAAGCGGUUGUUCAACCUGCUCAAAGGGCCGUCCGCUGACAAGGAUGGCUUCACUGCAGGUGACCAGCCAGACACACACACAGAUGCUGCGACAUGUAUGUGUACGGUGUGUCGUCCGUGUCUCCGGAUGCUCAGAGGAUCUGUAUGAGGUGCUGCGAAACGAGCUCAAUCAGCCGAUAGAGCGAUGGGAGGCGGACGACCUCUUUGACUACCUGCACUCACUCUCGCCUGACUUGGAAAGGGCCCCGUCAGCCUCUUCCAGCUCGUCGCAGCAACCUCCUAUUGAUGUCACGGUCAAGUUCACCGAGUUUUUCGCGUUUCUGCAGCAGGAGCCCCUGACUGUGGAAAAGGCUACUGGACAGGUUUCUAGCGUGCCCCACGUGUGAUUGUGCGUUGUGUGGAUGAGCCAAAAGCUCGCUUCCAGCGGUCGGCUGUCUCUCCAGGCUCAGUCCAUCCAUCCCCACAUGGACGUACGCCUCAUAUCGUGUCUGUCUCUGUCUUUCCGUCCCUUCUCGCUUAUGUAUGUAGAAGGCAGACAGACAGCAUCCUGCAUGUCUGGUCGGUCGGGGGGUGGGAAAACGCAAAAACGUCAUGAUCGGGUGGAAUCGCAUCAGUGAAGCCCGCCCCGGGCUGUGGAAAGAUCGG